Molecule: messenger RNA, 2009 nt
Organism: Filobasidium floriforme
Lineage: Eukaryota; Fungi; Basidiomycota; Tremellomycetes; Filobasidiales; Filobasidiaceae
Exons: 5
Coding region: 73-1800 (575 amino acids)
Biological process (GO): box C/D snoRNP assembly
Cellular component (GO): nucleus
Molecular function (GO): metal ion binding; RNA binding
Source: RefSeq, a predicted model, not a curated record
UGUACAAAUCCCGCUCUUGUCCAGCCAGGGACCACUUGUGCUUGAAAGCGAUCACACAAGAACCCCACCAUUAUGCCACCUCGACAACAAACCCGCAACGAGGGCGGCUCGAAACCACUCAUCCCGCACCCUUCGUUGCCUGCCAACCCCAUGACGUAUCAGACGAACCGUAUCCCCGUAUCUGCAGCAUCACAUCCACCCUCAUAUUCUCAACCACACAUUCCUCAAGGUCUACCGAUGAUGCAGAAUUUUAUGCAACCGGCGCCGAUGAUGUACGCACCGACGGGCAUACCUAUACCAGGCUACCUGCCUCCUCAGGGACACUACAACCCGGCCAUGGCUUUCCGUCAGGCCAUCUUUCAACAACCCGUCUACGGUAUACCUACGCACACGCCCGAGGGGUACUCUUACUCUGCGACCUACCUUCAACAACAACAGCAACAGCGGUUUCAACCAGGACCGCAGCCUAUCGCCACGACAUCGAAGUUACCAACCCCGUCCUCCAAUACAGAAUCAUCUCGACCGGCUAAACGAGCCCGUCCAAACCCUCCUUCAGUUAAUGAUCCCGCGCCAUCGACAGAUAUCAAACCGAAACUCAAUGCCGCUCCUACUGCCAGCGGAACAAUCCCUACACGUACCAAGCUUCCUCUUCGAAAGGGCCAGUCCGAAGCCUCACAAGGGUUCUGGAGGAACUGUACUUCCCCCGGCUGCGCGUACGUGGGACCUGAUAAAGAGGUGAUCGUGCAUGAACAGGAUCGGCACUUGCUAUUCAAGGAUAGUAACAAGGUCAAGGUCAGCGAGGAGGAGGAAGAGGCUGCGAGACGGGUUGGAGGUCCACGUCCUGCUAUCACGGGAACCUCGAUUGUGCUGGAGACGGACGAAGACAUUGCCCGGUGGAUCGCUGAGCGAAAAGCUCGUUGGCCGACCUCGUCAAGGGUAGCUCAAAAGGAGAAAGAACGACAGGAGAAAAUCGACAGAGGCGAGCUGGACCCGAACGAAGGACGCAACAAUGGCCGAAGUCGAGGUCGGGGACGUGGACGAGGUACUGGACGUGGUCGAGGACUCGCCGAGCGAGGGCAAACAAGGGGAAGAGGGCGAGGUCAGAGGGGCAGAGAUAGCGGAUAUGGAGGCCGAGCAGGAAUCAAAGAGGGGGACGACCAGGAAGAGGUGCAGGACGACGAUGAUGAUUCGGAGGAGUCUAGUGAAGACGGAUCGACUGACUCCGACCAGGAUGAGGAGGAUCAAGAGGCUUCACAGAAAGGCGACGCUGUCGACACCGGGAACGACGACGAGGAUGAAGAGGACGAUGAUGACGACGCCCCACCGGAGACGCACGACGUCCGAACUCGAGUGGCGGCCAUCGAUACUACCAAGGCUUCGUUACAAACGAAUGAAGCCGACUCCAGCAUGGUCUCUGCAGGCAGACGGGCUGUCUGCAGGUCUUAUGCUCGAACGGGGAGGUGCAAGUUUGGGAACAAGUGUCGAUAUGAACAUACGGCGAGCGGGAAGGAAAGGGAGCCGGCGAUCGAUACGUCAGUGGAAUCGAUCCCCAUCAAUCCGUUCGCCCGGCCCAGUCUCCUCGGUGCCAUGCUGGAGAGACCGAUGCAACAGACCUUGUUGACGCUCACGGAAGCGAUCGAUUUCAUCGUGGACAACGAUUUCUUUGACGGUGUCGAGCUGGUGCCCGGGCAGGCCGAGGAGAUGGAAAGGACCCUCAAUAAGAUCACCGAAGUCGAGUCCGCGACGACGUCGGUGGUGGCAGGAGCACAGCCGGGGAAUGUGCAGGAUGAGAGCGGUUGAUUAAUUAUGGAUCGCGAUCAUCCGAAUAUAGUCAUCCCCCUUCCGCCGGCGGCCAUUGUCUGAAAGGUCACGUGACUUUUGGAUUUCGCUUUUGUUCCCGUUGAUCGUGAUUGCCCCACACGGCCGAGAGCGAAAGCGGUAGUUGCUAGCUUGCCCUAGGGGGAAUUCUGGGCCAAGGACGGGCCCAGGUUUGGAUCAUGUAAUCCCUA